AUGAUCACUUUGCUACUACCUCAAUUAAUCAUGAACAAUGAGAACUUUGUAUCAAAAGAAAUAAGGCCUAAACAGUGGAAAAGGUUACUUUGGUUAAGACAAGAUGACUAUCCAGAUAAUUAUACAGAUCCAGAGUUUAUAUCAUAUUUAGAAAAUUUAAAAGACAUUCAACUUGAUUAUAAUUACGACCAGAUACGUAAGGAUUUUCUGAAGUUUUAUUUUAUAAUCUUAAAUACAUGUUUUUUAUUCAUAACAUUUCAUUCAAUAUAUGAAUACAGCUAUGAUCCUAAAAUGUUCACAUUUUUAACUUCAUGCAUUAUUGCAAUAAUAAGUGUAAUGAAGUACAAAUAUUUAACAAAUAAGCAGAUUAAAUCUAGCAUUAUAAUAAUUUUUACAAUAUUGACAUUAUCGCCUGUACUGAAAUCAUUAUCAAAAACAACAUCAACAGAUUCCAUAUGGGUUAUAUCUUUUUGGUUGACAAUAUAUUAUCUUUUUUCGGUAUUUAAAUCAAUGACAAGCAAAGACAAUAUCAAUAAUCAUGAUAACAACAAAGACAUUACUCUCAAUGGUAAUGAUAAUAGUGACAAGAGAAUAACAAGUAAGAAACAAAUUAAUAGAGUAGAGGAUAUAACAUAUAGUAAAAAUCUACCGACAAAUAUUCUAUUAGCUAAUGUUGCAAUGCUAUCCUCUAGGUUACCCACAACAACACACGUAUUCUGUUAUCUACUGCUUUGCAUCGAGAUUAAUAUACUUCUACCUAAACUUAUAAAUCUCUCAAAUUUGCCUGUGUCAUUGCUAUCAAAUAUUAUAGUUUAUUCAUAUAUCAAUAUAUCAUUAGGUUUUAGUAGCAUGAUAAUAUUUGGCAUAUUUUCAGUUUUAUUCACUGCUAUCUUACCAAGAAUCUUUUGGUACUGGGAGACUUAUUAUAAAUGUAAGACACCAGAGAUAUUAUCCUUAUGGGACACGAAGACACCAAUCCUAUCAUAA
Arxiozyma heterogenica is the source of this 987-nucleotide messenger RNA. It is a transcript of the gene GPI2, whose product is annotated as phosphatidylinositol N-acetylglucosaminyltransferase. NCBI's taxonomy places the organism in Eukaryota, Fungi, Ascomycota, Saccharomycetes, Saccharomycetales, Saccharomycetaceae. Gene Ontology annotation, cellular component: glycosylphosphatidylinositol-N-acetylglucosaminyltransferase (GPI-GnT) complex; membrane. Gene Ontology annotation, biological process: GPI anchor biosynthetic process. The coding region runs from base 1 to 987 and encodes 328 amino acids. The transcript has a single exon. The record is from RefSeq and is a predicted model, not a curated record.